This is a messenger RNA of Paramecium sonneborni, 373 nucleotides long. NCBI's taxonomy places the organism in Eukaryota, Ciliophora, Oligohymenophorea, Peniculida, Parameciidae. The record is from the annotation of a GenBank genome assembly.
AUGGUUUAAUUAUUAAACUCAAAAAGAUCAAAUAAGUAAAUAAGCAAAUAUUGCUCACUUACUAGCUUAUAAAACUAAUUAUUAUAUUCAAUUAAAUUAAAGAGUUACUAUCAAAUAAAUUAAAUAUACAAGGCAAUCCUUUUUAGGAGUAUUUUGGAUUCCAAAAAAUAUAGAUUAUUUUAUUUCAAGCCCUUAUACUUGUUAAUAAAAAGAAAUAAAGAUACUUCUAGAUGUUAAAUUUCAAAUCAAAAUACCCCACACGACUACAUAAAUUGGUCAUGGUUUUUGUUUAUAAUAAGAGUGACUCGAUAGAUACUUAUAUUAGGAAUUUAUAAACUUGAUUAUGAAUUUGAAUCAUUGUAUGAAUUGUGAU